Molecule: messenger RNA, 3702 nt
Organism: Procambarus clarkii (red swamp crayfish)
Lineage: Eukaryota; Metazoa; Arthropoda; Malacostraca; Decapoda; Cambaridae
Product: CKLF-like MARVEL transmembrane domain-containing protein 4
Cellular component (GO): membrane
Source: RefSeq, a predicted model, not a curated record
GGUACACUCCGCCAUCCCAGGCCAGUGCGUUACGAACUAGUGAGGGAGGUGGACGUGCUCGUGUUUGUGCGUGACUCAUAUUGAGUAGUAUUACAGUCAACAAGGAGACCCCUACACGACCCUUCCAAAAACAACGACAUGAUGGCCGAAACUCACUCCAAGUCGGAAGUAUCAACCACCACUACUACCACGACCUCCCCGACGUACGCCGCCCCGAAGUCUUCAGGGAUAUCCCUCUGCUUGCAGUACUUCAAGACAGGCCCAGGCAUCGUCAAGCUCGUCGAACUGCUUAUUGGCAUCCUGUGCAUGGCCUGUGCUGCACCGGCAUGGACCAAGGGCACACACUGGUUCCUGUUCGUGGUGGUCACAGCCUUUGUGUCCACCGCCAUCUGGUGUUUCAUAUACCUGUUGAACCUCAAGAGUGCCAUCACCCUUCCCAUUGAUUGGCUUCUCACUGAACUCAUUCUAACAGCUCUCUUUGCGGUGCUUUACAUAAUAGCUAGCAUUGUCCAGAUAAUCAGCACUGUCACAAAACCACGGCCACCAAGACGGCUAAAACCCUUCUACCUGUUGUCAGGGGUUUUUGGUGUUUUCAAUAUGCUGACUUAUGCCAUUGGCUCCUUCUACUUGUACCGUGACUGGAAGGACUCGCAUCCGCACUCAUCCUUCUCUGGCCCUGUUCUGAAGCGUAACCCAUAAACUUGGGGCUAGUUGUUGGAGAUCUCCUCAGUCAUUCAAGAAGCCCCAGUUAUUAACUAUGGAGCAACUUGUUCUUACCAAGUGCAAACUCUCACCCAUUCAUGUCACAAUUCUGCUCACGUUACAGCUUUACUUUUGAAAUUAUCUCAAACUGUAAAUGGAUGUAAUUUCCUUACAAGAAUUUGAAUUAUACCAACAAGAAGGAACAAGUGUAAUGAUCUUCAAUGGUAUUAUGGAAGUUACUUGAGCUUAUUUUGAUCUCCAUAUUCAUGUGUAUGAACUUCUCAGCCUAAAACUAUAUUUAGGGAUGCCAUACUACAUGUUCUUAAGUCUUGUCCUCAUUUGGGGCAGAGCCGCUCAGUUGUUUGUUUAGGUGAGCUUGAGUCAACGCAGCAGCCUAUGGGACUCAAUAAGUGUCUAUACACUUGCCCUCUUGUUAUGGCUCAGAAUUUGACUUACUUGGCCCAGAUCCCUAAAACAGUACAAGCCUUUUUUAGAAGCCAUAUACAGUUCAUUUUUGUAUUGGCAAAAAGCUUUCAUAUAUAUAUUGUUUUGCUUUAUCCAUAGAUUGAAGAUUAACCAAUCCCUAGUCGACUCAAAAGAUGUUUAUAAACUGAAUUAUCUCUUUGAAGUUCAAAAAAUGUAUUAAAAUUAUAUAAAUUUUUACUAAUACACUGCCCCUGAUUUUGAAUGAUUAAAAAAAGAAAAGAAUAUGGAAUAGAUGAUGCCCCUGUUGAAAAAAAGUAUACUUUGUACUAUAUUAUAGUCACUUGGGGCUUGUAAAGAUUAAUAAGAAUAACAGUAGUAAAUAGUCAAGUUCUUAUAUUAUGACUUCAUUUAGGCUUUAAUGUAUAUUUAACAGGAUAAAUAAUAAUUAAAAUGUAAUUUAAUAUAUUUUCUCGACUACUCACACUAGCACAUCGUCAAUAUUAUCUUCUCCCCAAUUACAAACAGGUAAGUCAUGCUCUCACAUUUGGUGGAGAACACACACUAUUGUAGCUGUGUGUGUGUGAUAGAUAGAUAUAUAUAUAUAUAUAUAUAUAUAUAUAUAUAUAUAUAUAUAUAUAUAUAUAUAUAUAUAUAUAUAUAUAUAUAUAUAUAUAUAUAUAUAUAUACUGUAUAUAUAUAUAUAUAUAUUAUGUAUAUACUAUAUAUACAGUUUAUAUACAUACAUAUAUACACACAUACAGUACAUACAUUUGUAUCAGGCAAAGCUUGACAACCUACAAAAUGUUUGUGUUUGGAGAGAAGAUAAUUUGGGUAUUAAAUAUCUUAUAUCUAUAUUCAUAUUUUUAUGAGAUAUAGAAUUAAUGUCUAUGUUAGUUUACAUAUUAAUGCAAUAUCAUUAAAAGAUAUAACUUUAGAGAAAUACAAACUGUUUACAAGAGAAAGAGAGAAUAGAUUUUGAUAUACUGGUAUAUAUUUUGUUUAAAAUCUAUCUGUUUUUACUGAAACACAGUGUGGCUGGUGUAAGAUCAGGGGUUUCAACGCUAGCCUGUUAACGAAUCCUGCGUGUCAGGUCAUUUUGUAAUAUUAUACAGUGUUGUGUAUAAAUAAUCAGCUCCAUCCCUUUGUACCUUCUUGCAAAUCAAUUAUUAUUAUUAUUAUAUGUACUCCUAGAAUGCUUGGAGAAUUUUAGGACCAGGAAUUAUCACUGCCAUGUGCUGUGUUGCCCAUCCUUUGUCACUACCUGUAGACAACAUGCGGUUUAGAGGAUCAUGGCGACUGCUGUUAGUUAAACAGCUCUGUUAAUAAACAUACAAUAGCACAGUAAAUUGAUAUACAUUCAAUUUUUCAACAUUGACAAAAUAAAGUCUUGGUUUCUUGUGUUAGUUAAUGAUAUGUAAACACAGGCAUUUAAGAAUUGAUUCCCUUAUAUUUGGCAUUUUUUAAUUAAAUAUAAAUGAACAUACAGUAAAAAAAAUGAUAAAAUAACUAGGAUAACACAUGCUGUAUUCAGAAUUGCUCUGAUCCCAUUUUAGCUUGAUGACAAGAUUCAUCCAUUUGUAUUGUGUACAAGGUGCCACCUCCAAUAUUAUCAUUUAUUGAGUGUUAUGUGAAAUGUUGCCCUCUCGAUAAUAACCAUCUAAUGCAUGUAUCUUAAUAAUAAAUUAUUUGUGUAGACUACAAAUUAAAGAUCUAACAGGCUGGUAUUUUUUGAUGAACAUGUUAAAAACUUUUUUGGAUAUGAUGGUAGACAGAAAUUUAGAUUUUAUAAUCUAUUUGUAGGGAAUACUGCAUCUCAGUCAAGAAGUGUGGCCACUCACCAGUCCAUCCCUUCCCAGUUGUACUGCAUUGUGUCUGGUGUCUACAGUGAUAUGAUCAAAUCUAUUUGUAAAUUUAUUUUUUACUUUGCAUAUUGUUAUUUUUGCAACACUGAUAACUAUUACUUUCAUUCAGUAAUAACAAACAGGGAAAAUUCACACUAGCUUAUGUUUAGAAUUUGUUAUUACCGGGUAAUAUGUACUAUGUUGCGUGUAUCUUUGAGCUGACAUGUAUCCUUUGCAUAUGAAUCCAAGUAACAGUUGGCUCAUAAGUUUGAAUCAAAUGUGUUUGUCUCCUUUGUAAAUAUUUUCUCUCACUUAAUACUGACUUUAUUCAUAUUUGGACCUUUGCAUUUGUCAAGCAUAAUUUAAUACACUUAAUACUGUAUAUUGUAUAUUGAGAAAUAAAAUAAUAAUGUAAAAAUAAUGAAGCACAGUGUAUAUGAUAUAAUCCAAUACUGUAUAUUACAUUGAAGGAGAAUCUGGCCAAUUUGCUGCUACCAUAUUUAAUGUCUACAACAUAAAUCACAGUAAUGAAGGGAUUAUAUCUGUCACUGCAGGAGUCAUAUCUGUCAAGCUGUUGCUUAUAAUGUAAUUGUUAAAAUCUUGUAGCAAGAAAGGCCAAAAAAUUAUGAAGCAUGGAUAGUUUGUUUGUAAGUUGUGCUUUUAAAAUAAUUCUUCAAAUUAUUUACUUGUGUUUAUUGCUUGGAGAUAUUCAAUAAAGAGGAUUUUGUAAUAA